Molecule: messenger RNA, 1337 nt
Organism: Macroventuria anomochaeta
Lineage: Eukaryota; Fungi; Ascomycota; Dothideomycetes; Pleosporales; Didymellaceae
Exons: 2
Coding region: 104-1021 (305 amino acids)
Source: RefSeq, a predicted model, not a curated record
CCUCAAUCUGUCCUGAGUGCUUUGCACAGCCCGGGUUUUCUUUGACAACUUCAUUGGCAUCUAUCUACAAUCUACACCCUGAUAUACGCAGAAAGUCGCAAUCAUGGUGCUGCACGGCCUUCUCCCAAAACCUCUCCCCGCAGACAUGCUAAUGGUCGGCCAACUCCUAACACACCCACUCCAUCCUGAACGCGAAUGCUUCUACUCCAACACAGCGCACGAAGAAGUCGACGAUCUCAACGAUUACCACAUCCAGCUUCGUUACAAGGAUCUCUACAGCAUCGACCAAGAAGGUCGAUUCCUGACUAACUAUGGAGCCAAGUUUGAGCUUGGGAGGAUAUACAGGCAGCCGAACCUGCUCACAGUCAAGGCUGAGCAGAUGAUCCAACGUACCAGCCAGAAUCCCACAGCAGCCUUCGAAGCUGUAUGUAACGACCCAGAGGCGCGCACCUGGAUCUACGACACAGUGAAAGCUGGCAAGCCGCUAUACAUUGUCUUGGGUGUUACGGAGCUGAAGAAUGCCGUCUUCAAGCGGGCGAAGCUCCAAGACUCAGGCGCGUCGAACCGCCUGAAUGAGCUGCCUAUCGAAAAGGGUGCUAAAGUGCCCAAGUCUUUGCAGAGAACCGCGUCUUCAGACUCGGGCCUUGGAGGAAUUGGCAGCGAGCCUCAGAUAUCUGGUGUAUUCGGCAUGGACGUUAGACGUGUCACGGCCAAAAUCACAACACCGGCCGAGCCUCAUAGCUUGUCUGACCUGAAGUACCGAUGGUUUUACUACGACGUUGCCGGCAGCGAGACUAAGGAACAGCUCAUGAUCGGUCUCGGCGAACAGCUCAGGGCCAAUGAGCUGCGACUGAUGCUUGACUUGUCUGAGGACGAUGUCCAAGGCAAUUUGGAGGCGAUCAGCAAGCUGAGCCUUGACGCGCUGAGCGCUGCCGCUAGUCCCAUGCUGCGCCCCAGCUCACCGGCUCUCCGAGGACGCUCGCCCUCCCCGAACCCAGCCAUGUUACGAUCUCAACAUUGAAACUUGAGGAAUUCGCAUUACAACAUAAUUACGAAGACACGACGCACACGACGAGGAGCGCAUACAGCAACUCUGCGCUUACACAUGGCAUAAUAGACUGACAGCGCCUUUGCGACGACAUCGACAUGAUAGCCCUACAUACCUUUUCUCCUCGACGCAUUGGUGCAUGACAGAUCCUCUCCCUCAGCCUGUGUUCAUCUACCCUUUUUGCCUGUUACACUCAUAGAAUAUUAUUUAUUACGACCAUUGCACUCACCUCUGUCAUCACUUGCUUUCUCACCAUUCACUCCACCGCUCUCGAAAGAACAUAUUUCAG